UAGAGACCAACGCGCGGAAGGGCUGACGGGCGGACGAUAACAGCAUCCACUGCUGUUAUUAGCCUUCACAUCUCAAUGAACUGUUGUCAAAGAAAGCACUGAUCAUGCCCACUGCUUUUGCAGGGCAAAGAUAUUGAUCAGUGUUUGAAUACUGCAUUUUUUCUUAUGAGAUUAUUUUUCAUUGAUUUUUAUUUGUAGGUACAUAUUUUUCCACCAUGGUGCUAGGAAAGGUGAAGAGCUUCACCGUAAGCUACGACUGUCUCAAUGACAGCAAUGUCCCCGUUUUCGCAAGCGGGGACUCCGUCUCAGGUAGGGUUAUCAUCGAAGUCACUGGAGAAAUCCGUGUGAAAUCUCUUAAAAUUCAAGCAAAGGGAUUUGCAAAAGUUCGUUGGACUGAAUCCCGAAAUGCUGGAUCUAACACUGCCUAUACGCAAAAUUACACAGAAGAAGUGGAAUAUCUAAACCAUAGAGACAUCCUAAUUGGACAUGAAAGAGAUGAGGACAACUCAGAAGAAGGACUCACCACUAUCCAUUCAGGAAGACACGAGUAUGCGUUCAGCCUUGAGCUUCCACAGACACCUCUGGCUACCUCGUUCGAAGGGAAGCACGGCAGCGUGCGCUACUGGGUGAAGGCGGAGCUACACAGGCCAUGGCUUCUGCCCAUGAAGACCAAGAAAGAAUUCACCGUCUUCGAACACAUCGACAUCAACACUCCCUUACUGCUGUCACCCCAGGCAGGUACGAAAGACAAGACUUUAUGCUGCUGGUUCUGCACCUCAGGUCCAAUAUCCUUAAGUGCCAAAAUCGAAAGGAAGGGAUAUACCCCAGGAGAGUCGAUUCAGAUCUUUGCUGAGAUCGAGAAUUGUUCCUCUCGCAUGGUCGUGCCAAAGGCAGCCAUUUACCAAACACAGACCUUCAAAGCCAAAGGAAAACUGAAGGAGGUCAAACAGCUGGUGGCAAACCUCCGAGGGGAGUCUCUGUCCUCGGGCAAGACGGAGACGUGGAGUGGCAAAAUGCUGAAGAUCCCCCCGGUCUCUCCCUCCAUCUUGGACUGCAGCAUCAUCCAAGUGGAAUAUUCUCUCAUGGUGUACGUAGACAUCCCCGGAGCCAUGAACCUGUCUCUGAACCUGCCACUGGUCAUGGGCACUAUCCCGCUGCACCCCUUUGGCAGCCGCACCUCCAGUGUCAGCAGCCAAUGCAGUAUGACCAUGAGCUGGUUAGGCAUGGCCCUGCCAGAGCGCCCUGAAGCCCCACCGAGCUAUGCCGAGAUCGUGACAGAGGAGCAGAGACAGAGCCUGGUUGUGACCUCAGCCAGGGAUGAGUUGGAGGGACCACUCUUUGCCUACAUCCAAGAGUUUCGCUUCCAGCCCCCUCCGCUCUACUCUGAGGUUGAUCCCAAUCCUGAUCAAGCCAGCCGGACAAGGGAGCGGAGGUCUGACACCUGUCCAUCACGCUGAAGGAAACUCGGAGCCCCGCCCGGAGACGUUUCGGGCGUUUCUAGUCAGCUCUGUUUUAGUUUUUUCCUCAGCGACAGCACUCCGCCGUCGAUGUCGAGAGAAAACAAACAAAGAAACAAACGUGGACCAUACCAUGGGUGAACGAAGCCCCUUCCACAGAGAGAGGCACAGGAAGUCAGUACGGGGAAUACUUCCUGGCAGCCUGCCUGCCUGGCUGGGGGACGGCUGGACAAACACACACCUGACCUGUAAGAAAAUAAACCCCUGUAGUGGAGACAGCCUUGGUGGAGUAAUGAUGACAUGCCAGGGCACUGUCUGCCCGUAGCUCUUAAUCGCCUGCUUUCUUCUGUAACAUACAGACAUGGCUCUCACACAGAGCAGAACUGUCUUGUUGAGACCUGAGCAGAAAGAAGAAGGAAACAGAAAGAAGAGAAAACCACAUAAGCAGCAGUGUCUGAAGUGUCCACAGCAGAGAGACUACCCUCCUGUCUCAUGUGGGAUUUUUGCACAUGUUAUUCUUUGCUUGAGUUGUGUAGUUCUGUUUUGAAGAAGAAUCAAUAAUCACUAAUAGUUUUUUUCAGCCUAGUAACAUGCUGGACGAAAGAGACUGCCUAGACUCCUUAUCCACACAACUUCGAACAACGCAGAGAACAUAGCUACAUGGAGGAAAGCAAGACUGAAAAGGACAGAAACACCUACCUUGUUUAAGCUGUUUUAAGAUGUUAUUUUUCCUUAUCACAUUUCCUUAAUGACAUGUAGACUGGACUUGAAAGCAGCAGCACACUCUCCAUUCAAAAGCAAUUUUUCGAUGUCUCCUCAGUUGGCUUCCUUUUUCCUUUACUAGAUUCUGUCUUUUGAUUUAGUUCCGAACUUAGAAUGCCUUCAAUCCAAUCAUAUGUUGCUUUGUGUUUAUGUUCUGCUGUGUUCUAGAGUAGAGGAGCCUCAGGCCAGCACUUGCCACUCAAGUAGAGCAUUAAAUGCAGAGUAUUGUGAGUGUUUGUAUGCGUGUGAGACAGAAAGAGUGGGACAUAUUAGAAUAGCCACCCUCAGUGUCUCCCUGUCCCUCUACUCACAGCACAGAGUGAGGCAGGCUUACAUACGGGCAAAAACAGCACUGUCUCAGGUGGUCUUCUCACUUGCCCCCCAAAAAAAGAUUUUUUUUUUUUUUUUUUAAUUGCACUGUUUUAAAUAGUGAAAGGAGGAUUUCUUGUAUUUUAAAAUAGUAUAUUACCAAAACAAGAGAGAAGAGAAAUACACAGAGCAGCAAGGCAGCUUGCGAAGACGAACGACAUUCCCUUUUUGUCCAUGCUGCACUUGCCGACUUCAUUCACCAACUACUUCAUUUUCCAGACCAGUGAAGACUGAAAUGCUAAAAUUAUAUAUACAAAAAGUAAGAGUACAUGGUAUGAUCUGCUUCUAAAAAUGGGGCAGACGCAAACCCAGCCUGGCAAACUGCUGGGGAAUAAUUGGACCAGUGGAGGCUGGUGGGAGGAGCUGGAAUAUGGAAACCACAUGUUUGACUCCGUUCCUUUAAUUCCAUUCUAGUCAAUACAAUGAGACCCUCCUCCUAUAGCUCCUCCCAUAAGCCUCCACUGAAUUGGACAUUGCUAAAGCUCCACUCAAACUGUCCAGAACAAGUAGUGGUAGGUUGACAUGAGUAAUACAUUGGUUUUCAAACUCAUUCAACACCUAGACCAGCUAGAGUGGAGAAUUGGCAUCGUCUUAAACAUGAGGCACUUUUUGAUAAUAAAAAGAAAAAUAGCAUUGAUGGUGGGAGGUCUGGAAAAAGUCUGGUAACCACAUAAUUUUCUGAUGAGAAAUGUAGUCAAGCAGUGUUAUGUUGGACAUUAAUGCAUUAUAUAAUCUUCUAAAAUUAGAGAGAUAAAAAAAAAAGAAAAGUUUACAGUUUGAAUUAGUUGACAGAAGUUUGUAUAUAUGUUUGUGUGCUCUGUUAAGAUCCAGCUAGGAAAUAUAAGAAUACUGCUGACAGUAGUAGACUUAAUUAAAGUGAUCUUAUCUUAGUGGCCUUGACACAGAACUGACCUAAUUAUGAUGCUUCAUUAUCGAGUGUCUAUACAAUUUACAACCUUAAUCUUGUUGCUCUUUCCGUUGUCUGUAUGUAAGAUUAGUCCUUUUAUGUUUUUCAAAGGGACAAAAAGGGAAGAAAAAAAUAGUCCUUAAAAGAAAGUGUUAAAAAAAAAUGUACGAUCCCUGGACAAGCCUCUUUGAUUGUGCACUUGUCUGAAUGUCUUUACUGAUGACUGGGCUAGAUAAUGUCUUUACUGAUGACUGGGCUAGAUAAUGUCUUUACUGAUGACUGGGCUAGAUAAUGUCUUUACUGAUGACUGGGCUAGAUAAUGUCUUUACUGAUGACUGGGCUAGAUAAUGUACUUGGGCAUUGAUAGUUUGUUAUCCAGUCAGACAACCCCAUUGAGUUAAGUUCUACUCAGCUUCACGGAACAGCUGUGGAUCAGCAACCCUCCCUCCCCCACUGAGAACGAAUUAGCUAACAAGUGGAAUAGACCGCUAUUCUAAGAUAAAAAUCUGUCUCCCCAAUUUUGUUUUGUUUGUUUUGCUUCGAUUUUAUCUUAGGGAAUAUGUAUCAAGCUAAAAGAAAAAUGAAUAAGCUUAAAUCUGUUUCAGGUUGGUCAAUUCUAUAGUCCAUUGUUCGGUGUAGUCCAGUGUUAAAAGCUACAUUCCUGACUUAUUGAAGUGAGGAAUCAAAAUGCUAAAAAUGGGAGAGUGGAUCUAAAAUGUUUUAGAAACAAAGUGCAAUAUUACUAAUCUGAAUGUGUUUUAUUCUCUAUUUGUAUGUCUAGUUUCUCCUUUGUCUUUCUAGUUUGUUGGUCACGAUCGUCUAUAGAUAUUGUAUGAAUGUCCUGAAUGAUUGUAACCAUUUGUCUAGUUCUUCUUUUGAGUUUAAUAAACUUUUGUUAAAAUUUA
Messenger RNA from Coregonus clupeaformis (lake whitefish), 4400 nucleotides. RefSeq names its product arrestin domain-containing protein 3. Bases 216 to 1457 code for a protein of 413 amino acids. The record is from RefSeq and is a predicted model, not a curated record. The transcript has 7 exons. Gene Ontology annotation, biological process: protein transport. Gene Ontology annotation, cellular component: cytoplasm. Lineage: Eukaryota; Metazoa; Chordata; Actinopteri; Salmoniformes; Salmonidae.